GGCGGAAAAACAGUCGAUUUUGAAUUUUUCCUGGAUUUUGGUGAAGGCGGUGUCGGUUAGCAUUCAGCUAGUGGAUUUUGUAAUAUAUUCAUUUUGACUUCGUAUUUACGUAAACGAAGGAUCAAUAAAACAUCUGAAAUCUUCUGUAUGAAUUUUUGAAGAGACACCCUAUUGCUAUGUCUGUGGAGGAAAGCAAUGUAUGUAAUCAUGUAAAGGUGGCAGUUCGAGUUCGCCCUGAGAAUGAGAGGGAAAAGGAGGGAAAUUACAGGAAAGUGGUGCAAGUAGUAGAUAAAUACAUGCUGGUCUUUGAUCCUAAGGAAGAGGAGUUAAGUUUUUUCCAAAGCCGAAAAGCUUCAAAUAGAGAUAUAACAAGGAAAGCAAAUAAGGAUGCCCAGUUUGUUUUUGAUAAUGUUUUUGAUGAAAAUUCAACUCAAGCAGACAUUUUUGAUAACUUGAUGAAGGGAAUGCUGGAUGGAUUUUUAAAUGGAUACAACUGCACAGUCCUUGCGUAUGGUGCAACUGGAGCUGGAAAAACGCACACAAUGCUUGGCUUGCCAAGUGACCCUGGAGUGAUGUAUCUUACAAUGAAGGAACUUUACAGUCGCAUUGACCUGCUUAAAGACGAGAUACAGUGUGAUAUUGCAGUAUCUUAUCUUGAGGUAUACAAUGAACAAAUUCGAGAUCUCCUUGUGAAUUCUGGACCCCUAGCUGUUCGUGAAGAUAGUAUUAAAGGAGUUGUUGUCCAGGGUCUGUCGUUACUUCAGCCUAAAUCUGCAGAGCAGAUCCUUGAAAUGUUAGAUUAUGGAAAUAAAAAUAGAACGCAACAUCCAACUGAUGUGAAUGCCUCCUCGUCACGAUCCCAUGCGGUAUUUCAGAUAUAUUUAAGGCAGCAAAGCAAAACUGCCAACAUUAAUCAAAAUAUCAAAAUUGCAAAGAUGAGCCUGAUUGAUCUUGCUGGAUCAGAGAGGGUCAGUGCCACUAAUACCAAAGGAGCAAGGUUACGAGAGGGAGCCAAUAUAAAUCGGUCACUGCUGGCCUUAGGAAAUGUCAUCAAUGCUCUUGCAGAUCCAAAGAGCAAAAAAUCACAUAUACCAUACAGGAAUAGUAAACUUACUCGUCUGUUAAAGGAUUCCUUGGGUGGAAAUUGUCGAACCAUUAUGAUUGCUGCAGUUAGCCCCUCUGCACUAUAUUAUGAUGACACCUACAAUACUCUGAAAUAUGCAAACAGAGCCAAGGACAUUCAGUCUUCAUUGAAGAGUAAUGUUGUGAACCUGGAGAGUCAUGUCGGUCAGUACGCUGUGAUUUGUGAACAGCAAAAAGAAGAGAUACGUAUGUUGAAGGAAAGACUGAAGGAGUAUGAAGAAAAAAAAAUAGACAUUCCAGAGAAACGUAGAUUAAGUCUCCUAACUUUGUGUAAUCAGAAGAAUGCUGAAUAUGAGCGGCUGGAGGACACCCUGAAAAGCAUCUUCUUAAAUCGCACAGAGAUUAGAAAGGAAAUUCUGAGUUUUGAGAAGAAACUAAAGGAGAGUGAAUUAAGAAUGCUGCAUCAAAAAUGCACUUACCACCAUAUACAGCUACUGUGCUUUGAUGAGAAAGCAGUAAAGGAAACUUGCAAGUUUGAGAGGAGGAUAGCAUCUCUUGCAGCCUAUCAUUCACACCUCAGGAAAAAGCUGCAGGAAGUAAAGAGUCACUUAGCUGAGAAUGACAAUUGGCUUCACCGUACAGAAAAUGAGAUGCUAUUGUGUGAUCAAACCAAGAACCUACAGAAAGAACUACUCUGUCACAGUUUGCAGCUGGAGGUUCUUGAUGUAAAACAGCAGAUGGAGUGUCUAACAUCACUAUUUUUGCUACAGGGUCAAGAGAACCAACUAAAUGAAAAAGCUUUACAGUGUUUGCUUCCAGCUUUUCGCAGACAGUAUCAGAUUCUGAAAAGUGCAAAUUUAGCAAGCAGUUUUGUAGAAGCAGACUACAAGGAGUGUGAACAGUUGGUGCGACGUGAGAAAGGAGUGGUUUGGGCAGAUCAGCUCAAUGAUGAAAGUACAGAGCCAUGUUCAAACUACAAUUUGAAUUUAGCCUCCAUUAUCUCUUUCUCAAGUAUGUCUCACCAAAACACACCUUGCAGCACAAGGAAAAGGAAAAGGAAGAGCUUAGAGAGGCGAUGUAGUACAGUAUUAACUGAAAAACCACAAGAAGCAGAAAUUAAAGAUGCAUCCAAGCAGAACACCAUUCUAUUGGCUGGAACUGGUAACUCUUUACCACAGUUGGAAGGGAGUAAACAGAUGGAUUUUUCUCCAGUUCGUAAACCUCUUGCUCCAAUUAAACUGCAGUUCAAUGACUCCUUUAGUGAGGAUGGUAUUUGCCCUCUUCCAUACACACCUGAGGUUUGUCACCCGCACCUAGUCAACUGCCCUAGAACAGAAACUCAGAGGCCUGAGAACUUGGGAAAAAGCAGUUCCUAUGAAAAAAAAAAUGAAAUGGACAGUGAUCCAGCUAACAUUGCUGUUAGAUCAGAUGACUCUGUCACAACUGCCAACACUACCAUUACUCUGAGCCCUAGUUCCAGUAAGCUUCAGACUACAGAAAAAUGCUUGCCUCAGCCAAAAAUCAGUAAGGUCUACAGCAAGGUUUCACACAGGUUACCUUUGCCAGCCUUAUUAAAUGAAACGUCCAUCAAGCUAGUUAAGCCUUCCUAUAUGGCAAUGACCUCUGCAGCCCAGAGGAGACGGAGAUUGUCAUGCAACUCUGCUUCACUCAACAGCCUCAGAGCUGGCACACAGGGAACAAGUGCUCCUAAGAGAAUGAGAUUGGAUCCUCUGUCUGUGAAGGCAAUGAGAGUACCCAAGUCAAUGGGAGACUCCAGAGAUCAAAGCAAACAAAUCACUUCACAAUUCAGACAUGGACGAACCAUUUUGGAAAGAAACCCACGCCUCCCAAUGUACAGAAGUAAUGCAUCCCUGUUGAAAGCUGCAAAUUUGUUAAAGACUGUUACAGAUAAAUCCUAAGAUUUUUCUUCAUUGUAAUUAUUUAAUAUACAUUAUAAAAGUAUGAAAUAGUGAUAUUUUGAAUCCUGUGCUUUGUAUUGAUCAGAUAAUGAUUUGCACUGUUAAUGGGGGGGG
Erpetoichthys calabaricus (reedfish) is the source of this 3116-nucleotide messenger RNA. RefSeq names its product kinesin family member 18A (gene kif18a). The record is from RefSeq and is a predicted model, not a curated record. Gene Ontology annotation, molecular function: ATP binding; microtubule binding; microtubule motor activity. Lineage: Eukaryota; Metazoa; Chordata; Cladistia; Polypteriformes; Polypteridae. Gene Ontology annotation, biological process: microtubule-based movement; mitotic spindle organization.